This is a messenger RNA of Erpetoichthys calabaricus (reedfish), 3089 nucleotides long. RefSeq names its product T-box transcription factor 5a (gene tbx5a). NCBI's taxonomy places the organism in Eukaryota, Metazoa, Chordata, Cladistia, Polypteriformes, Polypteridae. Gene Ontology annotation, molecular function: DNA-binding transcription factor activity, RNA polymerase II-specific; RNA polymerase II cis-regulatory region sequence-specific DNA binding. Gene Ontology annotation, biological process: cell fate specification; cardiac left ventricle formation; pattern specification process. The record is from RefSeq and is a predicted model, not a curated record. Gene Ontology annotation, cellular component: nucleus. The transcript is spliced from 9 exons. Bases 621 to 2222 code for a protein of 533 amino acids.
GCGCAGGGUGAGAGGAGGGGGAGCUGAUGCCUUCCAUUCCAGAUAGGAUUCGUUUCGAGUUGGAUUUAAGCUCUCAGCAAGGAAAGCGAGCUGCUCCCACGUCACUUCGCAGAGCACUUGGAUUGUCGGGCUGUGCUGGGCUGUGCUGUGCUAUAGCAGGCAGGGCUCAAUGCCGCAUGUGUGCACGCACAACUCGGUCUGACUCUCGGCUACCCCAAUGGGCUGCUGCAGCGCCUAACCCGGGAUCGAGGCGCUCUUUUUAGGACGGAAGGCGCCCGUCUUCACAACUCUCACGAAACAGGAUGGACACCGGCUAUUGGAGAGGUUGAAUUUUUUCCGAACUAGAUAGAUAAGGAAGGCCUUAUCACGUUGUCAGAAUCCCCUUUUUUUACCCUCCUCCUUCGAGAUCUCCUGGCAACCUGGAAGUGUUCUGGGGAGAGAAACGCUUUGGAGGCAGCGCUGAGGAGCUCUAUGGGUAUCCAGUGUGGAGUACGCAUUCCUGCUACAAACAUAAGACGAAAUAAAAAAAGGAAAGCCUCGCGUUCACAGACCUGGAUUUGCGCCGCUCUUCGGCUCGACUCGUUGCACAAGCGGAAAUCUCAGCUCAAGGAAGACCCGGAAUGGCGGACACCGAGGAAGGCUUCGGACUUCCCAACACCCCUAGUGACUCCGACUCCAAGGAGCUGCAGGGAGACAGCAAAGCGGAGAGCCAGCUGGGGGCUGCCAGCAAGUCCCCGUCGCCACAGACGACGUACACGCAGCAGGUCAGCCGCAUUCUGGGGUGUUCGUUUGUACCUGCAGUGCCACUUGGCAUGGAGGGGAUUAAAGUGUACCUGCACGAACGGGAGCUGUGGUCGAAGUUCCAUGAAGUUGGCACGGAGAUGAUUAUAACGAAAGCAGGAAGGCGCAUGUUUCCAAGUUAUAAAGUGAAGGUAACGGGCCUAAACCCCAAAACGAAGUACAUCCUCUUGAUGGACAUCGUGCCCGCGGACGACCACCGCUACAAAUUCGCCGACAACAAAUGGUCGGUGACAGGGAAGGCAGAGCCCGCCAUGCCGGGCAGGCUUUACGUUCAUCCCGAUUCGCCGGCGACGGGGGCCCACUGGAUGAGGCAGCUGGUGUCGUUCCAGAAACUCAAGCUAACCAACAACCACCUGGACCCCUUUGGACAUAUAAUAUUAAACUCCAUGCAUAAGUACCAACCAAGGCUGCAUAUCGUCAAGGCGGACGAAAAUAACGGAUUCGGCUCCAAAAACACCGCUUUUUGCACUCACGUUUUCCCAGAAACAGCCUUCAUUGCAGUGACAUCCUACCAGAACCACAAGAUCACCCAGCUGAAAAUCGAAAACAACCCGUUUGCAAAAGGCUUCCGAGGCAGCGACGACAUGGAACUCCACAGGAUGUCCAGAAUGCAAAGUAAGGAGUAUCCAGUGGUCCCCCGCACCACAGUCAGACAGCGUGUCACCUCCAACCAGAGUCCCUUCGGCACUGAAAUGAGGGGUCUUCCUGCUCCAGGCAACCUGAGCUCGCAGUACCAGUGUGAAAAUGGAGUUUCCAGUACCUCCCAGGACCUUCUGCCUCAACCCAACCCAUACCCUCUGGCUCACGACCACAACCAGAUCUACCACUGCGCCAAACGGAAAGUCGAAGAGGAAUGCCACACGUCAGAUCACUCCUAUAAGAAGUCGUAUAUCGAGAGCUCUUCGGGUGACGACGACCCCUACUACCGGCCCACUGGCUACUCGCAAACAACAGGACUGAGCUCUGCCUCUUACAGGACUGAGUCCGCACAGCGCCAGGCCUGCAUGUACGCCAGCUCUUCCCAAGCAGUGGAGUCCGUUCCCAGCCUGGAGGACAUCGGCUGCAACAGCUGGGCGGCCGUGCCACCCUACACCAGCUGCCCAGUGACUGCCAUGCAGCCCAUGGAGAGGCUGCCUUACCAGCAUUUUUCUGCUCACUUCACCUCAGGUCCCCUCAUGCCAAGGCUCAGUGGCAUGGCCAACCAUGCCUCACCCCAAAUAGCCGACAUGUACCAGGGCUCCGUUCCCCAUCAGUCCAUUGGCAGACAGUGCGGCCCCCAAACUGGCAUGCAGUCCCCCAGCAGUGGGCUCCAAGGAAACGAGUACCUCUAUUCCCACGGCAUGCCCCGCAACCUGUCCCCUCAUCAGUACCACUCGGUUCACGGCAUUGGCAUUGUGCCGGAAUGGGGAGAAAACAGCUAAUAGGAGCACAGGCGUAGCCGUGCCGGGACAGCCCCGGGUGUGGACAUUUCGACAAGACUGAAACUGAGCAUCGUGACCUGAGAAAGAAACUGUUUAUCCGUGGGAAGCAGAAGAUGGCCCUACUGGCGGCCACUGUGUUCCAUUAAUCCUGCAGUGUGUUCAUGGAAGUUGGGGGGACUGGAGCCACAAACGAGGAGACAGAACAGAGAAAAGCCCGAAAGGGGGGCCCACCCCGUAAAGACAAAUGAAAAAAGAUGACCCAAGAAGAGAAGCGACAACUACAGGCGUGUUUGUGCUUUUGUUUGACACAAACCACGUGAGGGUGAAUGGAGACGGAGUCUUCAUCGUCAACAACGGGGGUUUCGGACUCGGUGGCUUCCUGUUUUGUUUUGCUGAGUCGCUCUUUUUGUCUUUUUCUUUAAACUCUCGUGUUCUCUCCCUGAACAGAUCAAGUCACUCGGCUUCAGAGCUCAUUUUGUGAAUGGCGGGGCAGAUACCCGCGACACCCGCUUGUAUCAGUGGGCGCGCACACGCAGUCCAUGGCAUCCACAGAAAGCCCACGGCAGCGGCCAGACGUCAGGCCGGUUCUUUACGUUCUCAUCCAACCCCAAAAAGAACAAGAGGCGGACAGGGAAGAACCUGGACACGUGGCACGGACUGGCACCCAUCUUGUGCCAGACAGGGCUCAUGUAAGACCUUGAUCUUGGAAUGGAGUACGAAUGGGGGGCAACUGCUGGAGGAAUGGACUCCAAUGUGUUUUGUAACCCUCCUAUCCUCUGAAUUAAUGGCGGUCAGCUGACAGGUUUAUUCCUCCCAUUGCCAACUCAGUGACUUUAAAAAUGGGCCAAAUAAAUGAAUAGCAGGCGG